Molecule: messenger RNA, 444 nt
Organism: Entrophospora candida
Lineage: Eukaryota; Fungi; Glomeromycota; Glomeromycetes; Entrophosporales; Entrophosporaceae
Source: the annotation of a GenBank genome assembly
AUGUUGAUAGUUGAAUUGAGUGUUGGUCAAUUAGCUGGAUUAAUUGGUGUUUUUAAUGCUCUCCUACCAAUUAUCAUUUCUGUGUUGGGUGCCAUAUCAAUAUUAAUAAGCAUCAAUGAUAAAAUGGCAGCUUUAGAGUGGACAACUUUAAGUAAAGUGGUUGAAGCAAGUCUGCUUAACAUUUAUGGAGCAGGUGGCCAACCUGCUUUAACAGGGAUUAAAUUAUGGGGCAUGGGAUCAUAUAAACGUAAUGUACUUUACAUACUUGUUGGGGUAUCUUUAAUAGCAUUAUUUGGAGUAUCAGCUAUUGCACCACUUGGUAUUCAUACAUGUGAAGUAACAUAUGAUAUAACAUCUGCUGAGGCUGAUGUUAUCAAUGCUGAUCCAUUAUUGAGUAGUGCAGUUAAUAACACAUUUUCUCUGAAGGAGCUAACAAGCAUUAGG